This is a messenger RNA of Lindgomyces ingoldianus, 1088 nucleotides long. RefSeq names its product NAD(P)-binding protein. NCBI's taxonomy places the organism in Eukaryota, Fungi, Ascomycota, Dothideomycetes, Pleosporales, Lindgomycetaceae. The record is from RefSeq and is a predicted model, not a curated record. The transcript has 7 exons. Bases 417 to 1088 code for a protein of 223 amino acids.
CAUCGUUAGACUUGAGACACUUCAGCCAAAAUUGAAGCAAUUCAUUCCGGAUGAUGGGUGAAGCAUGAAAUUUAAGAACCCUGGUGGCUCUGAAACCCGGCAUCCUCACCGUGGGCCGAGUCUGAUUAUAACGAUGAGUAAAAAGUGCAGUAGUGUUUACCUUCACGAAUAAUUACGAGCGUUGACUUCAGUCAAUUGGCUGCCACACUUAUCGUGAAAGGAGUCCGCCCUUUCUCCUAGCGGUUGACUUUUGGUGACAGGGUCGUGAUGUCACAGUAAAAUAAUCUAUCAAAUAAAACCGCAAUUUCCAAACAACAGUUAUUCCCGUCCAAUACAUUCUUCCAAUUCACUAUAUCGCAAGUGCUAGCGUGAAUGAGAGAUCCCACGUCUCUUUACACAUAUUCCCACUCUUCGCGAUGAGCGGCAAAUCACAGUUUGAGCAGGGACACUCUGCUCCUGUUAAGCACCAGAAAGUACCUGGUCUUGAGUCCGAGCUCAGCUUGAUCAUGUUUCCGACCCCUAGGAAGGCUUUGACGACCAGAGGUGACUCUGGUAUCGGCCGUUCAAUUGCGAUUCUGUACGUUAUGGAGGGUGCUGACAGCUUCAUUGCGUAUCUUCCAGAGGAGGAGAAGGAUGCUCAAGAGACGAAGAAUGAUAGGGACAAUUGCAAGAAGUUGGUAGAUGCAGCGGUCAAGGCGAUGGGCGGUAUCGAUAUCUUAGUAAACAACCAUGCUUACCAAAUGAUGGUUGAAGACAUCAAAGACCCGUCCGACUUCAACACUAAUAUCUAUCCCUUCUUCUACCUUUCUAAGUACACUCUACCCCAUAUGAAGAAGGGCAUCGCGCCUGGUCCGGUUUGGACUCCACUUAUACCAUCAACGAUGACGGACGAGGCCAUGAAGCAAUUCGUGAGUCCAAUGGGGAGACCAUCACAACUGAGUGAGAUCGCGACUUGUUUCGUAUUCCUGGCGAGUAUCGAUAGCAGUCCGAUAAGCGGACAGACUAUUCACGCCAAUGGUGGUGUCGUCAAUGCCCUUCCGCAAGGGCGGCUACAGCCAACCGCCGCUCGUGUACAGAGGACCUUCUGA